AAACUGCUCACAAAAUAAGCGCGGAAACGUUUUUCAGAAAAUCAAAAAAACAUUUUCCCAUCCAAACAUGAAAACAAAUAAGGCAUUUUGUAGAGAAUUCGAUUCUCUGUCCGAUGGUAUAGUUUCCGUAAUUUUUGGAAAAAAUAUCUAGGUCAGGAAAUUGAAUUUAAAAUUUAAAACUUUUUAAAUUUAAAUUUUCGCUAUGAAAAUUUAAUUUUAAUUUGUUUUUAAGUAAGGAUUCGUAAUCAGCGUGAAAAACUGCGUCUAAUGAUGUAUUUUUAAGCAUUGCUCAAGUUAAAACAACAAUUCGAACCUUCGCAUCCGAAGGUGGACCGUUAGCUGGCCACGCCGACAAGAAUCUUAUAACAAUAAAGUACGAGUUUUGCUGACUCUUAUCAAUUUCUUAUGAAUUCUUGUGAGAUUCUUAUAAGAUUCAGUAGAAUUCUUGUCACUUUCGUGGAAGAUCUUAUAUAAGAAUUGUGUAAGAUUCUUAUAAGAUUUUACAAAUAUUUUUUGUCUAGGAUGAGAUAUAAAAUUAUAUAUCUUUCAAAAAUAUUUCAUUGGAAAGCCCUUGAAAUUCUCUACAAAUUCAGCUAGUCAGAAUACCUUGACUAGUUAGGUCAGUUAUCAGAGACAUGCAAAAAACGUGUUGGACUCCGUAAAACAGCUGCAGAAUACUCUUUUAGAAGUUUUUUCUAUCCUGAUGAAAAACUAAAUAUUUUUCACAGGGAUGCAGUCGGAUAGCCCGUGAAAUUUCCUACAAAUUGGACUGGUCAGAAAAUCUAGAUAGGUUGGGCCAGUCAUUAAAGAUAUGCAAAAGAAGCGUUUGGGUGUUAUAUAUGCAGUAGAACGUGUCAUAAUUAUAAGAACUUUCUUCUGAUUUUUCAGUAAAAGCUGGAACCAAUCUGAAAAUUGUUUCGGCCCGAAGAUUUUUUUUAUCAGAUGAAGUGCAUAUCGCCAUUAUAUGAGAAAACUUGAUAAUAGGGUUUCUGAAAACCCAGAUCGCUAGAAUACCAGGUCUUUGGUUAUUGGUCAGAACAUUUUUGCAAAUCAUAUAGGCUGAUGGAGUAAAGAAUUCUGAACAAAAUAUGAUAUCUCUCGGCUGCCUUUAGUCUUUUACUGCCCUUACUCUUUUACUGCCUUUAGUCUUUUACUGCCCUUACUCUUUUACUGCCUUUAGUCUUUUACUGCCCUUACUCUUUUACUGCCUUUAGUCUUUUACUGCCUUUACUGUUUUUACUGCCUAUAUUUUUCUACGCAAUUGAAUGGAAAUACUUUUCGGGUUCGCUCACAUCGAGCUUCGAACGCACACACAUAACUUUGCGCGUGUGUCUGUAUCGAAGAAAUGCGUAAAUUUGUAUUCUAACAUAUAUAGUCAAACUGUUAUUGACUAGGACUUGUAUCUUACAAAGCGACUAAAAGGACUAAAAUAGUAAAGGGAGUAAAAGACUAGAAGGACCAAAGUGAAUAAGAAACUAAACGACAUAUUCAGUCAUCCAGCAGUAUAAGUUUUUCAUAGAUUAAACAUCUCGGGACAAACUUUGUACCUUCUCCCAUCUCUAUUUGAAAAGCAAUGUAUCGUUGCAUGAGAAGCUAGUUUUUUGCUGUGUUACAGUGGUGGUUAAGUUUGUGCGAUUUUCAGUUUUUUGUUUGUUAUUGAAUAAACUUGCAAAUAGCGUAAUUUGUCUAUAGUCUUUCAGACUAAAUCGAAGGUAAAUUAGAUUUACUUUCUUAAUAAAUUGACACCUCUUUUUUUGUGUAUAGAGUUGUAAUGAAUCCAGAUAAUAUAUAUAUUCAUAAAAAAAGAAAAUAGUCAGGAUUAUAAGUAAAUUUUGAACAAAUAAACCAUGUGCUUAGAUAACUCAUCUUAUAUACUCAUGCAUUUAGGUGAUUAAUUUGAUGAAAAGAAAAUUUCUCAAGUAUGCUCAAACAGAAGAAAGAAACUCUCGGUAGCUAUGUGAAAUAAUAAAAGAAAUAUAUAUCGAUUGUUUUUGAAGCAGAGCAGUAAAUAUGAUUUUGCUUCAUAUAGGAUAUACCAGUUUUAUUUUGAAUUUUCAUUUUUGAAAGACAAAGACAUUUUAACAAAACGGCUAAAAACAAGCUAAACAUUUGAUGAUGAGUGUGUUAACUCUUUUUCUGUGGGUUUUGUAAGUACAAUGGAUGUUGCUCUAUUCACUAUUGUCUUUCUAAUGAACUCUUCCCUCUCUUUGAUUUUUGUAAAAGAGUAUCCAAUGGUCAACAAACAAGUAAGACUUGUUUUAUUUUCUUUCUUAGACUAAGAGAAGUCUGUUCUUUUUCUCAUUUCUUUUCCAGCAACACUAACUCCAACAAAUGGUAAUUCAACUUGUCUGCCAUCAGCAUGUGGUAGCCGUAGUGUUGGUGGUAAAUCAUUAUGUUCUUCAAAUUUGGAUUGUGAAUGUUUUACACUGACGAGCAAUGCAACAAUGGGAAUCUGUGCUGUAGCAGAUCUAGCAUGCUCGAAUGUUAUCAGAUGUAAUUUAGAUAAUAUUACAUGUUCAAUACCAAAUACAAUUUGUGUUAAUAAUACACGGUGUCAACAGCCCGUCUGUUAUCCAUUAGCAUUUGCUUCUACACAGCUAUGUCCACCACAAAAUUCGACUACGGUCACCGCGGCUGUCGCAACAACAACUACAUCGGGUAUGUAA
Molecule: messenger RNA, 2666 nt
Organism: Didymodactylos carnosus
Lineage: Eukaryota; Metazoa; Rotifera; Eurotatoria; Philodinida; Philodinidae
Source: the annotation of a GenBank genome assembly